AUGAGAUUGCUCUUUGACGGACACUGGACAAGGGCUAGAACGGGACAUGCAGCCAUCCUAAGGGACAGGGGACUCGACAGAUUCCUAACCCAAGGAGGAGACAUGAGCCCUCGAAGCUACCACUUCAGACGUCAAUAUAAGGUCCUUAUCCCAAGUAGGCAGGAAUGGGACGAGGAAAACAAGAGCAUCCUGUCCCCCAUAGGGCUAGUCUGGUAUACGGACGGCUCAAAAACGGACAAAGGGGCAGGAGCUGGAAUUUAUAGCAGUGGACCGAAAACAGAAAUCUCUCUGCGGCUAGGGGACACUGCUUCGGUUUUCCAGACAGAGGUAUACGCGAUCUGGGCCUGUGUAGAGCACAUUUCUAAGCUCAACCACAGGAACAAGCACGUAUACAUCUGCAGCGAUAGUUGCGCUGCGCUCAGGGCACUAGAACAAACUGAAGUGUCCUCGAGACUAGUGCGAAAAUGCAUAGACUCCCUAAAUGAAUUAGCAGAGUAUAACAAAGUCAAACUACUGUGGGUACCGGGCCAUAGCGGGAACGCAGGAAAUGACAAAGCAAAUGAGCUGGCGAAAGCGGGAGCUCGUAACAAGAUCCCUGAACCAGUAAUCAGCAUAGCGGUGCCUUUUAGUCUCAUAAAGCAACACGCUUCCCUAUGGACUAACGACAAGUUUCAGGAAGUGUGGGCAGAGGCAAAAGGCAUGAUGCAUACGAGGGCACUUUUUAAAGGACCCUCCAAGACAUUAGGCUUGUCCUUGAUAGGGCUCGACAAGAAGCUGCUAAGGCUAACUGUCGGGUAUAUCACAGGACACUGGCUAACCGGCAGGCAUCUGAGACGCCUAGGCAUCUCAGAUCACUCGAUGUGCCCCAGAUGCCUAUCGGAGGAGGAAACUCCUCUACAUCUAAUCCUCCAUUGCAGAAAACUGGCAACAGCCCGAAAGGACAUACUAGGAUUCUGCGAUGGAGAGUCUAUUGAUAUACAGGAGAUUGGCGUGGGACAGUUGCUUCACUUCUUGAAGCAGACAGGCCUGGCCAAUCUCCAAGAUAUAUAA
This is a messenger RNA of Cotesia glomerata, 1050 nucleotides long. RefSeq lists its product as uncharacterized. Gene Ontology annotation, biological process: DNA replication, removal of RNA primer. Lineage: Eukaryota; Metazoa; Arthropoda; Insecta; Hymenoptera; Braconidae. The transcript has a single exon. The record is from RefSeq and is a predicted model, not a curated record. The coding region runs from base 1 to 1050 and encodes 349 amino acids. Gene Ontology annotation, molecular function: RNA-DNA hybrid ribonuclease activity; nucleic acid binding.